AUGCUUGAGACCAUUAAGAGGCAAGCAAUGGUUCGAAAUGAAAAGAAACAGAAGAAGGCUGAAAGAUGGGAUGGUAGGUGUACAAAGUAUGUCAAAUUGGUACUCGCUGAGCUGAAGGAACACGCUGACAAAUGUAUGGUUAGUCAUGGGAGUCAUGGGAACUACGAGGUGGAGCUUUAUGAUGAUAAAUUCCAUGUAGACACGAGAAAGAAGACAUGCUCGUGUUUUAAAUGGAAAAUCUCAGGCAUCCCAUGUGAGCAUGCAUAUGGAGUGAUGUUAGAUGCUGGUUUAGCCAGUGAUGAUCAUGUCAACGAGUGCUUCUCAACAACUAAACAGCGAGACUGUUACAUUGAUAAUGUCAAGCCAAUGAGAGGACCAGGUUUCUGGAUGGCUGAUAUACCUCUAAUUUACCCACUUUUUAUACUGUUUUAG
Messenger RNA from Microthlaspi erraticum, 432 nucleotides. NCBI's taxonomy places the organism in Eukaryota, Viridiplantae, Streptophyta, Magnoliopsida, Brassicales, Brassicaceae. The record is from the annotation of a GenBank genome assembly.